AUGGGACGACAAGCCUAUUUGAAUCGGCUCGCUUUGGUAAGGCCACCAUCUGGCCGGUCACCAUAUGAAGUCCCAGAUAAUGCGACAGUUGAUCCCACAAAUCCCGUCAGACGGGUCUCCGAGGUUCAUGCAGACAAUUACAUGCAGGAGUAUGAUGCGCGAGGCCAUCCUGUCAACACCGAGUCUAGAAUUCUAGGGAAAGGCCUCCGGAGAGCGAAAAAUGACAUUCUUUCAACAAUGGGAAUUGUCGUGAGCAGAGAAGAUCGAAAAACAGGCAAUCCCAAUGUACAGCAAAAGCUCGACCAGAUCGCCAGCGAAAAUGACUUUGGGUUGGUCAUAACCACUCUUGACCAGCUGUUCAUUUUCUUUGGUACCUGGUGGACGUCGUCUCUCACUGGUCGAGUUCAGACCUAUAAACAUUAUGCGCAUUCUGCGUUGAUGAAUGCUAUUCAACUGGAGAGAGACUCAAUGGGGGUCCUCAAUUUCUACUUCGCAGGAAUUCCAGCAUGGGCAGUGUCAAGUGGUUUGGCUAUAGCUCGAGAAGGUCCGCUCAAGCGCGUUUUCGUGUCUCUUCGAGACUAUGCUCAGUACUUGACGGGCGAGUCAAGAUUGGUGCGGUCUCUUUUCGGUGCGGCCUACACAGUGGCGAGAAACUCGGUACUCAUGCUUUCUGUAGAGUUCUACAUGUACUCCACGCUCCAAUCUCUCUCGCUUGUGUCUCCCUACUCAACCUCGGGAUUGAAGCUCCUGAUUCCAUUUGGCGAGCAGUCUCUGCUGCGGUUACCAACUUUGCCCACCGACUUUUCUCCUUGCUCCCUGACUACAUCGCUUGUCGGUUUUUUGACAUCUCCUAGUGUUCUAGUCAUUCUCUAUGGCUAUUACCUCCGGCCACAGCUUGAAGAGCGUAUCUAUCGGUUGAUACGAAGACGCCUUCCGAAGCCAAGUCUUCCAGAUGAGCUUUCUGUCCGAGUGGCAUAUGAAGAAAACCUGAUAGAAUGGGUGGUACCAAGUCUGGGUCGCAGGUCAGAUGAAGAAUUGCAUCGAUCCAAACUCACACUUUUUCAAGACAUGAAGUGUGAAAUCGAAGUUUUCCGAAGAUGGUUGUUCUCAUUCUUUGGGCUGAUAUCGAGCAAUUCGACAAAUCAGCAAGACCAAGAUCAGCAAUUCUUCAGAGAAGAGCGGGUUGAAACCCUGCAGAACUCUUUUCACAUGCUACGGCAACAACUUGAGGAGGCCCAGCGCAAUCUUCCGUCUGAAGAUGGACCAAAUCAAACUGCUUCUCGCCCACCGGGCUCGACAGAUGCCCGAGCUGCCGCAGUAGCACUGCAAACCCAAGACGCAACCGGAAACACCUCCCUGGAUCAGGAGACAGCAGAUGUCGUUUUGAAUCAGGUGCUUACGAAUGAAAAUCGUAUGUCUCAAUCACCCGGGGAAAUGAGCAAUGAUUACUUCUCCGAGACGGCCACUGCUGGGCGAACGAACGGUUUAUCAACUACUUCAAAUCCGCAAAACUCAUCGAUUGAGCCGCAAGAUGCCGAGAAUGUUGCCCCAGGUCGACAAAUAUCGCGAUCUAACACACUUUUCUCUCGCCCGUCUUCACCGGAGACAUCUCCGCCUACUUCACCUCGUGUCAGAGCAUCACUAAUUCACCAGAACUCCGACUUAGUCACAAUGCAGCUUGAGCUACUGAGUAACAGUGCCCAAAACCCUCAAAAUCACAGUCUCCAUAAUUCCCAGCUGGUGGAACGCGCUCUAGCGGGUGGUCCUCUGUCAUCGAAUGAAGUUCUAGCUACCAUGGACGAAGAGACUAUAACCCAGUUUGUCCAAGCUGCCACGAUGGCCGCUGUUCAUGAUGCUCGUUCGAGGAACAGGGCAGCUCGUCUUGAAAUCAUGAGGUUAGCUAGUGGCGGGGAGACGACCCAGCUUUCACCGGCUGGUACAGACGACCUCUCAAAUGCCAUUGCCAGGGCUUCCAACACAACUCCCGCCCACUUAGAGGCCCCCGAAUCAAGCUCUCAACACUCGACACAAAAUAUCCAGGCCAGUCAGGUCACUUCUGCACCGCGCUUUGAAUCAAUUGAAGAGGCCCUAGAGGCGGUUGUUCCAAACAUUUUACCGGAUGGGGUGGAGGAACCAAAUGACGAGGAAGCAUUCAACGAUUCACUUCCAGUUGCAGUCGUAGAAACCAACGACGAUGCCGAAUCAGAGACCCCCGCACAACCACUUUUCCCCUCCUCUCUCACUCCUGGACAAUCGACAAAUAAUCCUCCAGAGGCUCACCGUGUCACCCUUCUUUCGGCUUACCCUGUGGACUCGCUCGCUUCACACCUCGCUGCUGCAAUCAGCGGAAUCUUACUGGCACCUAUUGAAGCACUUUAUCUUCGUUCAUUAGCUCAAUAUUGGCUGACCACACAUCCUUCCCCUACCACACAGCUCUCAGGGCUCCACCCUCUGGGUCUCUGGUUUGGAGGCAGGACCUGGUCAGAUGUAAGUGCCUAUACUUGCCGACUGGUCCUUAUGAGAGGCAUGCAAGUUGCGAUGAGGGCGGGGAUCUGGGGAUUUCUUGUCGGAUCCACAAUGAGAAUUGGGAGAAAUUUCUGUGGGUGGGGAAAACUAUGA
Messenger RNA from Penicillium salamii, 2619 nucleotides. NCBI's taxonomy places the organism in Eukaryota, Fungi, Ascomycota, Eurotiomycetes, Eurotiales, Aspergillaceae. The record is from the annotation of a GenBank genome assembly.